Molecule: messenger RNA, 3105 nt
Organism: Coregonus clupeaformis (lake whitefish)
Lineage: Eukaryota; Metazoa; Chordata; Actinopteri; Salmoniformes; Salmonidae
Product: glutaminyl-peptide cyclotransferase-like protein
Exons: 7
Coding region: 795-1973 (392 amino acids)
Molecular function (GO): glutaminyl-peptide cyclotransferase activity; zinc ion binding
Source: RefSeq, a predicted model, not a curated record
AUUUUUGUUCAGUAGUUAGCUGAUACGUUAAAACCCUAUCGAGGCUUUGUAAAAUCUGUCAGGUGGGGACUGCGCCUUUAAAAAAAGCCCUUGCCUCGUCACUGUCAACGAAAACCCGGAACCAAAAAAAGCGAGUUGUGUUGCGCUAACAGUGGGUUCGAUUACUUCAGUUGGGUGAGAGGCUAUGGGAGUUACAAACCAUGUCAGUUGCUGCAAUACUGCAUCUACCUAUUGAAAUAACAGCCGAAAUCAGUCGUAUGAUAUUUGAGAACAAAGGAUUUUUAGAUAAGGAAGAGUAGCCUAACCAUCGAUAGAUUCAUGAUAUCGAUAUGUUCAACUCCAAUGAAGCAAACCUAAGGACGACACUAGACUGAUCGGAGACAAAUCAUAAAAGUCCUUAUUGAAAGAUGGGUUUGGCAAGUAGAAGUACAUGUUACCAUGAAAGGGUAGAGUAUAAUUUGUAUAAAUGCCAAGGGAGACAGGCUUAGGGUAGCCUAGAGGCUAUUAUUUAGGAGUCGAAGUAGGGCGUUGCAAAUACAAGCUAUUACAAUACUAUUAUAAUAAAGAAAUGUGCAACGUAUGGUGCAGUGCUGGGAGAACUUCAAAAUAAGACGCUAAGCAGAAUUGCGGCCUCUAUCUAACCCUAUAAUAGGUGCAGUUCCACAACAAGUUCAGUUCGCGGACUGACACGUAGCUGUAGAUAGGGCCAACAGGGAACGAGCAGCUGCCGUCAGUUUCAGCUAUAGAGAUACUGGUCUUUUUCGUUCUAGCCCUGGUUUUUAGAAAGCUUUGUUAUGUCAAGAACUAGUCGACGGUACAAGCCUUUGCAGGUGAAUAAUGGUGCUGUCCCUGGUUGCAACUCGGUUCGAAUGCCCCGUGCUCGGGUACUGGUCUUCUGUCUCUUGGGUGUGCUGACUCUUGCUAUGGUGUUGGGGUUAUAUUUGUCCAACGACACAAGCAGCAACCGCAACAACAGAAUCCCCGUCGUAGAUUUGGCAAAAGACAGGUUAUCCCAUAAGGUCAGUAAGUCUUCUCCAUCCCAGGUGCGGCGGCUGGUGUCCCAGGUAGACGGGACACGCCUGUGGGAGACUCACCUUAGGCCCAUCCUCAUAGAGAGACUGCCAGGAACCCUGGGCAGCCAGGCUGUACGCCAGCACAUCUCCUCCACCUUAUCAUCCCUCUCCGCUGGCUGGACAGUAGAACUCGACUCUUUCCUGUCACCAACGCCUCGGGGUCAGGUCACCUUCUCCAACAUCAUCGCGACCCUUGAUCCCGGGGCCCCUCGCAGGCUGCUGCUGACCUGCCACUACGACUCCAAGGUCCUGCCACCGGACCCCCGCGUCCCAGAGAGGGUGUUCCUGGGGGCCAGCGACUCAGCGGUGCCUUGUGCCAUGAUCCUGGAGCUGGCUUCUGCCUUGGACGCCCAGCUCAAAGCUCUCAAUCAGCAGGCAUCUGCUGUAACCCUCCAGCUAGUGUUUUUUGACGGAGAGGAGUCGUUUGAGGAGUGGACAGCCACAGACUCUCUCUACGGAUCAAGGCACCUGGCAGAGCGCAUGGCACACACACCCCACCCACUAGGCUCCACACACACCAACCUGCUGCAGGCUGUGGACCUCUUUGUUCUACUGGACCUGCUUGGUGGACCAGACCCUUUGAUUGUAAAUCACUUUGACAACACUGCCCGCUGGUUUGACCGUCUCAUCGCUGCAGAGAAGAGGCUGCACAGGCAGGGUCUGUUGACCUCUCACCCCUCUGAGCAGACCUACUUCAGGAAGGACGUGUACCUAGGCCCAGUGCAGGACGACCACAUCCCCUUCCUACAUAAAGGUGUUCCUGUGCUUCAUGUCAUUGCCACCCCCUUCCCCCCAUUCUGGCACACGCUGGAUGACACUGAGGAGAACAUGCACCGGCCCACAGUGGAGAACCUCACCAAGGUUCUGGCUGUGUUCCUGGCUGAGUACCUGGGCUUCUAACCACAGCUGGACCCGCCAUUGGACUGGUCCCAUAAACCAGAACCAACAGAUUACCUGGACACCUUUUUAACCACAGUGUAGGAAAUACACAGACAGGGGAUUGGGGGAGGUUUUGCCCUGACAUUGCAAAAAACUAGGAGAGAUAGAUGUUCCUCUGUCACUGGACAGGUUCCAUCCACCGAAUCCAACACUCAUAGACACAUUGAUCUGAGAGCAGAACUACCAUGACGUUACACUGCUGGAAGUAGGCAGCUUGUAUCACAGAAAACAAUUGAUGGUACACGUUCAUGAAAAAGAACUGGAAGAGGCCUUUCUGUGAAUUUUAAUAUUCUAAUUGACUGUUUUAAGUCUUAAGGAAAAAGACAAAGCUAACCUAAUCCUUAAUUUAUGCUAUAUGAUCAUCGGUUGUGAUUUUCCAACACUUGAUUUCAUGCAAUAAGGUCACUGAGCCGACAUUUAAGGUUAUAUUCACGGAGCAUGGCAGUGAACGAAAACUUGAAAAAAAGUAAUUAAAAUGAUUGUCAAUGCCUUUUGGUUUUUUACUAUUACUGUAUAUCUUCUGUAUGCAUUACCUCUCCCCAAGAGGUUUCAGGCCUGUCUUGAUUUAGCCAUGGAGAUAUAUUUAAUCUGUCUCAUUUAGCACAUCAUACCAGAGUGCUGAUUUCAAAAACAGCUGAAUCAGAAAAGGUGAAUGUUCAUACAUAUUAUGGUGUAGUCCAGGUGCUGGGUGAAAUAAGCUGUAUUAAAAAUACAGCUGAAUCAGUAACGUCAGUCAAAAUCGAAUAGGCCAGAUUGCCUUUGUGGCAGGCAGGCAGCUUUAUUGGUCCAGUGGAGAAUAUGUGAAUCCAUGUACACACACUGGAUGUUGUUUCAGCUCAGUGAAUAGGAAUCUCAGAGCCGUCCCUAUGGGACAUACAGAAAGAAGACUACAGUGGGAGAGGCUGUGUGCUUGUCUUGGCUGCACUAACAUUUGGCCGUGGUUUCUCUCAGCCACAACCUGGGUCGUGUUCAGUAAGCAUGAUAUGGGAGCACAUUUUUAUAAACACAUUGUUUAUUCCCAAAUGCUUCAAAUGCUUGUCAAUGUUUGGUCUGAUGACAAAUUUCUGUUUUCAAUUAAACUAUUUAAAAAAUG